UCCGGCCCCGCCCGCGCCGCGCGGGGAUCUGGCUCGCUCUCGGGGCUGCUGCCGGCCGCUGCCCGUCGCCGCGCACCAUGACCGGGCUGCUGGCGCUGCUGAGCACGGCGGGCAGGGUGGGCGCCCGGGCCCGGCCUCGUUCCGCCUGGCUCUUGGGCGCCGCCGCCCCCUGCACCCCUCCGCCCCUGGCCCUGGCCCUGUUCCGGAUCAGGCCUGACUCCCGGCUGCUGCGCACGGCCGGCGGGGACCGCCGCGGCCGCCAGGAUACCAGCAAAAUCACUGAGACAACAGGCAGCGCUGUCGGCAACACAGAGGAGAAAAAGCCAAGCAAGUCACAGCAGCUGAAAAAGGUUUUUCAGGAAUACGGUGCUGUUGGCGUGUCAUUGCACAUUGGAAUCUCAUUAAUCUCUUUGGGCAUAUUUUACAUGGUUGUUUCAAGUGGUGUGGACAUGUCUGCAGUCCUGCUUAAACUUGGACUUAAAGAGUCGCUGGUACAGUCAAAAAUGGCAGCAGGUACAAGUACCUUUGUGGUGGCCUACGCAAUUCACAAGCUGUUUGCGCCCGUGAGAAUCAGCAUUACCUUAGUCUCUGUGCCCUUCAUUGUCAGAUAUUUUCGGAAAGUGGGAUUUUUUAAACCUCCAGCUGCAAAACCUUGAUGAAUCUUCAAUUGUAGGCACUGAAAACCUAUUUCUUUUCAGCUACACAAUUCAGAUUGGUUUUAGGGUUGUAGGUUUUUGGGGGGUGGAGGGGAAGGGGCUAAUUUCUAUGUUCUCAAGCAUGUUACCAUUGCCAGCAAAUGUCAGGCUUUUGAAUAAUUAUAAUUUUUUUGCUUUAUACAUUUUGUUAAUGCUUUUCA
Cynocephalus volans (Philippine flying lemur) is the source of this 856-nucleotide messenger RNA. RefSeq names its product family with sequence similarity 210 member B (gene MIMS2). Lineage: Eukaryota; Metazoa; Chordata; Mammalia; Dermoptera; Cynocephalidae. The transcript is spliced from 3 exons. Bases 78 to 656 code for a protein of 192 amino acids. The record is from RefSeq and is a predicted model, not a curated record. Gene Ontology annotation, cellular component: mitochondrion.